Molecule: messenger RNA, 4656 nt
Organism: Dissoconium aciculare CBS 342.82
Lineage: Eukaryota; Fungi; Ascomycota; Dothideomycetes; Mycosphaerellales; Dissoconiaceae
Product: glycoside hydrolase family 133 protein
Exons: 2
Coding region: 1-4656 (1551 amino acids)
Biological process (GO): glycogen catabolic process
Molecular function (GO): amylo-alpha-1,6-glucosidase activity; 4-alpha-glucanotransferase activity
Source: RefSeq, a predicted model, not a curated record
AUGUCUCCUCCACAGGUUUCCAACACGACCAUCUACCACCUGCCACUCAAGGAUGACGGUUCCCCGAAUCUACACGGCGACACCUCAUAUAUCUACCUUGCACCACCCACCAAACCUCAUUACUCCAUUCGGUUCGAAAUCGAGGGCACCAGCUCGAUUUGCAGAGACGGCAGUCUAUGGGUGAAUCUGCCAAAGAAGGGCGAAUCCUUUGAUCGUGCCAAAUUCACAGAGUACAAGCUCAAGCCUACCUUCAAUGAGAACAUAAAGAUCGAUGUGCCUGUCUACCUUGCUGGAGCUUUCGAGUUCUACUGCUCAUACACGCCCUUGCCGCCUUUCACGACUGGGACAUCGGAAGUGCCCAAGCCAACUCGCACGCCCAGUCACUACAUCGACGUUUCGCCUAACCUGCGGCUCGACAAUUCACACUUGCCGCUUGAUGCCAUUUCCAUCAUCUCGGUGCUGUCCAAGUUCAUGGGCAAGUUUCCAGCAGACUUCAAUCGCCAUUUACACGGCAUUAGCGAGCGAGGCUACAACAUGGUGCAUUUCACACCACUCAUGAUGCGUGGUGACAGCAAUUCGCCUUAUUCGAUUUACGAUCAGCACACUUUCGAUAAGACAAUUUUCCCCCGCGGAGCCACGGAUAUUGAAGAGUUGGUCAAGAAUAUGGAACAACACUACGGCCUUCUUAGUCUGACGGACGUUGUGUGGAACCACACAGCCAACAACAGCAAAUGGCUUGAAGAGCACCCUGAAGCUGGCUACAACAUUGAGACGGCACCGCAUCUUCAAGCAGCGUAUGAGCUUGACAGUGCCUUGCUCCAGUUCUCGUCUAAGCUCGCUUCAUUCGGCCUGCCGACACAUCUGACUGGAACCGGCGAUCUUCUCAAAAUCAUGGACGGCAUCAAAGUUCAUGUCAUCGCACCUCUGAAGCUCUGGGAAUUCUACGUCUUGGACGCAGAUAAGGAUACCCAGCUGACCGUGGCUGCAUGGUUGGAGAACAAGGUCGAUUUCGACGGCGAAGUUCCAGACGAUAUUGCCAACGCAUCGUUGAAGGACAAGGCAGAUUGGAUCCGCAACCAUUGCUGUCCUGGUACCGAUCGCAUGGGCGAGCGAUAUCGACGGAAGGUGGCCCCAGAGCGGGCAGCGGCCAUCCUCAAGAAGCUGUUCGGCACAUACAACAAGCAGGUGAACAGCAGCGCAGACGAGCGGACCGCAUACAGUGCCAUGCACCAACUCCUGAAUGAGGUCAAUUUGGAAUGGUACAAGGAGUACGAUGCAGAUUUGACUGUCAUCAUGGAGCAAAUCUUCAAUCGUACGAAAUACAUGCGACUGGAAGAGAAUGGGCCCAAAAUCGGCGAUAUCACCAUUCAAAACCCGCUCAUCGAGACAUACUUCACGCGCCUACCGGUAAAUGAGACGACCGAGAAGCACCAUCCUGACGCUCUGGCUUUGGCAAACAACGGCUGGGUGUGGGCAGCAGACGUCAUGCGCGACAAUGCCGGUCCGAAGUCAAAGGUCUAUCUUCGCCGAGAACUCAUCGUUUGGGGUGACUGCGUCAAGCUCCGCUACGGUAGCAAGCCCGAAGACAGUCCCUUUCUCUGGAAAUUUAUGACUGAGUACACCCAAUUGAUGGCCAAAUAUUUCCAUGGCUUUCGCAUUGACAACUGCCAUUCCACGCCUUUGCACGUCGCAUCGCACAUGCUCGACGCUGCUCGCCACGUCCAGCCAAAUUUGGUCGUCGCCGCUGAGCUGUUUAGUGGUGAUGAGAAGAUGGACUUCUUGUACUGUCAAAAGCUGGGCAUCAGCUUUCUCAUUCGAGAGGCGAUGCAGUGUUGGUCGACAGCUGAGAUGUCCAAGCUGGUACAUGUCAACAGUGGGCGCCCUAUCGGGAGCUUCGAGGUUGACGAUAUCUCUGGCGCGGACAAGCAGGCUCCAGUCAAUGGCACGGCCAAUGGACAGCUGCCCCAAGGUCGGGAAAUCGUACACAAGAUUGUUCCUUCCAAGAUACACGCGUUGUUGAUGGAUUGCACACACGACAACGAGACACCCGUUCAGCGACGCGACGGUCGCGAUACUCUUCCCACGUCGGCUUUGGUCGCCAUGUGUGCAUCGGCAUCGGGAUCAGUCUUUGGAAUGGACGAGCUGUACCCACAGUUGAUUGAGCUUGUCCAUGAGACACGGCCCUACACCUCGCCGUACAGCGACCUCAAGGAAGGUCAAAGCUUACGCAUAGGUCCCAGCGAGGGAAUUGGAGGCGUUAAGCGACUUAUGAACCAGCUUCACACCAUCAUGGGCAAAGACGGCUACGAUGAAUCGUUUGUACACCACGACAACGAGUACAUUACAGUCCACCGCAUGCACCCGAAGUCUCGGAAGGGCUACUUCCUGAUUGCUCAUACAGCCUAUCCUGGCUAUGGCAACGGCAACGGUGGAUUUGGUCCCCAGACACUCACGGGUACGAAAGCAAAGCUUCUGGGCGCCUGGGCUUUGGAAUGCGAUCAGAGCGAGGCUGCGAAGAAAGCAGCUAUCAACGACAAAGUUCUCCGCGGAGUUCCCAGCAGUACCAAAGACUUGCGGGGCGUGAACGUUGAGCAGCGUGGCGACAACGCUGUCAUCACCGUACCUAGCCACUUCCCGCCCGGCUCCAUCGCUAUCUUCGAGACAUGGAUCCCUGGUGCCGAGCACAGCGAGGGACUCGAUAAGUUCCUCACAUCUGGUGCACGGGAAGCAUUCAAGGACUGCAAUCUCAACGACAUAAAUGCUAUUCUCUACCGCGCAGACUCGGAAGAGCGAGCUUUGUCCAACGGUGCUGACGGGACAUACUCCAUUCCAGGCAUAGGAAAUCUGGUAUAUUGUGGUCUCCAAGGUUGGCAGUCCGUCUUGCGUGACGUUGUGCAAGAGAACAAUCUAGGCCACGCAAUCUGCAAUCACCUUCGCGAGGGUCAGUGGUCGUUCGACUACAUCGUCGGCCGGCUUGAGAAGCUUGCUCAACGUGACAUUUACAAACAUCUUGCCGGUCCGGCCGAUUGGUUGAAGCAACGUUUCGACGCUAUCCGCCCUGUUCCGAGCUUUUUAUUACCGCGUUGCUUUGCGUUGGUCAUCGGCACUGCUCACAAGGCGGCUGAGGAGUGUGCCAUCGAGCAAAUGCAUCCGACGAUCCAGAAUGGCCAGCGUUUCCUCAAGGAGCUUGCCAUGGUGUCUUGCCAAGUUCAAGGUUAUAUGGAGAAUGCCAAGCUGUGGCCCGACAAGCUUGACCCAUCGCUCGCCGCGGGUCUGCCGCACUUUGCACAGGAUUGGGCUCGUGUCUGGGGUCGUGACACCAUGAUUGCUAUGCGAGGUCUACUGACUUGCACCGGACGCUACGACGAGGCCAAGGAACAUCUCCUCUGCUUUGCCAGUCUCGUCAAGCAUGGUAUGAUCCCGAACCUGGUCAACUCCGGAAAGUUGCCUCGGUACAACAGUCGUGACUCUGUGUGGUUCUUCUUGCAGAACAUUCAAGACUACGUCAAGUUGGCCCCGCAUGGCGAUGGAUUCCUUCAAGAGCGCGUCCGCCGUCGAUUUCUUCCCUACAAGGAUGACUGGUUUGCGUGGGACGACAAGCGUGCAUAUUCGGAGAGCAGUAGCGUCGAGGACGUCAUUCAGGAGUGUCUGCAACGCCAUGCAUCUGGCAUGCACUUCCGCGAGUAUAACGCUGGUCCUGACCUUGACAGUCAGAUGAAGUCUGAAGGAUUCAACAUCGACAUCGAGGUUGACUGGUCCAAUGGAAUCAUCUAUGGCGGCAACGAAUGGAACUGCGGAACCUGGAUGGACAAGAUGGGCGACUCUGCCAAGGCUGGCAACAAGGGUCACCCAGGUACCUCUCGUGAUGGUGCACCAGUAGAGAUAACUGGUCUACUGUACAGUGCCCUGCACUGGGUAGACACUCUCAAGUCGGCCGGCAAGUUCAAGUACGACGGAGUGACCACCAGCGCAGGAAAGCUCAUCACAUAUGGCGCAUGGGCGGCGAAAAUCAAAGACAGCUUCGAGCACCAUUAUUACGUUCCUACCGACGAGUCACAAUGGCCUCAGUACGACGUGAACCCGAAAGUCGUCAACCGUCAUGGUGUGUACAAGGACGUGCACCGUUGCAAGAAAGAGUACCGCGACUACCAACUCCGCCCCAACUUCCCCAUUGCCAUGGUCGUCGCACCAGAGCUCUUUGAUCCCGCCCAUGCUCUUGGUGCGCUCGCUCUCGUGGACAAGCAUCUCCGAGGUCCCACAGGCAUGGCCACCCUGGACCCCGGUGACAUGGAGUACUACCCGGAUUACAUCAACAGCGAUGACAGUGACAACUACCACAUCGCUCACGGCCUCAAUUACCAUUCAGGCCCAGAAUGGCUCUGGCCCACUGGGUUCUUCCUGCGUGCUCUCCUUCACUUCGAUCUCAAGCGCCGGGAUACCCCCGCCGGUCGCGUGGAGGCCUUCCAGCAGGUCACUCAGCGUCUGCAUGGCUGCAAGGCGAUGAUUCGCGAUACGCCGUGGCGCGGUCUCACGGAACUGACAAACAAGAACGGCUCCUUCUGCAGUGAUUCGUGUCCGACUCAGGCGUGGUCAGCAGGGUGCAUAAUCGACCUCUACGACGACGCCAGUCGCUACAAGAUCGAUCCUGCGCAGUAA